Molecule: messenger RNA, 1233 nt
Organism: Bacidia gigantensis
Lineage: Eukaryota; Fungi; Ascomycota; Lecanoromycetes; Lecanorales; Ramalinaceae
Exons: 3
Coding region: 1-1233 (410 amino acids)
Biological process (GO): proteolysis
Molecular function (GO): metallodipeptidase activity
Source: RefSeq, a predicted model, not a curated record
AUGAAAAAUUAUACAACUGAAAAGCAGGAAAAGGAUGGUAUGAAAGACGGCCACAAUGAUUUUGCUAUCAUGAUCCGCAUUCUCUAUCAAAACAACAUUUACAGCAAGAAGUUCGCCUCAGAUUUCGAGGAUGGCGGUAUGCGUUUUCAUGUUGAUCUACCUCGACUUAAAGAGGGGAGAUCAGGAGGUGCAUUCUGGUCUGCCUUCAUUCCUUGCCCCGAGGAUGGCAUGGACUUUUCGCACAGUAACUAUGCUCAAGCUGUGGGAGCGACUGCCUCGCAAAUUGAUCUCAUCCACCGACUCACAACGGCUUAUGCCGACAAGUUCUCAGACCCGCUAUUGGAUAGCCACCAUGCUCUGCUGGGGUUCAAUAAAUAUCAGAAACUAAUCUCGCCUAUAGGCAUUGAAGGCCUCCACCAGAUCGGUAACGCGUUCUCCAAUCUACGGUUGUUCAAUUCCUUGGGCGUCAAAUAUGCUACCCUGACUUGGAACUGCCACAAUAUUUUCGCAGACGCAGCAUUAGUGACCAACUCCUCAGGUACGACGAUUGCGGCACCGCCAUACUGGCAUGGCUUGAGCAACCAAAAAGGCCCGCAGAUCAUCCAAGAGAUGAAUCGAAUAGGCAUGCUAGUCGACUUGUCCCAUGUAAGUAAAGACACGAUGCUUGAUGUGCUCGGCGCGAAUCCAAGCAAGACGAAGGGCAGUAGAGCUCCUGUCAUGUUCAGCCAUAGUUCUGCAUACGCGCUGUGUCCGCAUCCCAGGAACGUGCAGGACGAUGUGCUACAGUUGGUCAAGAAGACGAAUUCUAUUGUCAUGAUCAACUUCUCUCCUGACUUCAUCUCUUGCGUCCCAAAUCCGGACUCAUCGACCGGUCUACCGAACUUUGAUCCGUCAAAUUCGACGCUACAUCAGGUAGCCAGACAUGUGGUCUACAUCGCCAGUCUUAUUGGAUAUGACCACGUUGGAAUAGGAAGUGAUUUCGAUGGGAUGUUUUCCGUACCAGAAGGACUGGAAGACGUCAGCAAGUAUCCCGACCUCGUAGCCGAGUUGCUCCGCAUGGGUGUGUCCGAUGACGACGCUAAGAAGAUCGUGGGUCUGAAUGUCCUGAGAGUCUGGGGUGAUGCGGAGAAAGUUGCACGAGAGAUGCAAGCAGAGGGCUUCUUGCCAAUCGAGGAUGACAUUCCUGAGAUGAACUUCACGGCAAGCUUGUUCACUGGACACGGAGUUUAUUGA